Messenger RNA from Gaeumannomyces tritici R3-111a-1, 1920 nucleotides. RefSeq lists its product as hypothetical. Bases 1 to 1704 code for a protein of 567 amino acids. The record is from RefSeq and is a predicted model, not a curated record. Lineage: Eukaryota; Fungi; Ascomycota; Sordariomycetes; Magnaporthales; Magnaporthaceae. The transcript has 5 exons.
AUGUGCUGCGCCGGCGCGUCGUCGCCGCCGUCGGGCGGCCCGUCAAAGUGCUGCUACGCCGACACGUCCUUUUGCUGCCCCACAGCCGACUCGGGCUGCUGCAUGAACGACCAGAUGUGCGGGACGAACGGGUGCGAGGGGACCGCCUCGUUCGUCGUGCAGAGCGCCACGACAACGACCACGCUGUACACGACCAACUACACGGCCACCAUCACCACCACCUCCACCGCGUUCAGCACCUUUUUGCAGACGUCCAUGCAGCUCCUGACCACCAACGUGACUAGCGGCGGCGUGGCAACCGCAACGUCGACAGUUUAUGUCAAGUCCACGAGGUACAUCAAACGUGACGUUCCUGAGCUCGCUGCCCCAUCGGCUGCACCCGCCGUCGCCCGAGAUGGCGGCGGAGCACCCGCGAGGCCAGAGCCGUCGGCACCGCCGCCGCCCCUGACCGCCGCCCCGGCAUCCCCCGCAUCUGCAGCCAUCCACGACGGGCUGGCGGCCAUGGGGCUGGUGCGGAAGCGCACCGUCACCUCGGUCGUGUACACCUACUCGUUCGUGUGGGUCGGCGUCCCCGGCGCCACGACCGUCACCAAGCUCGUGGUCCUGCCGGUGACAAGCCUCGUCAACUCGACGUCGACGGUCACAAACACCAUCAUCUCCGACGCCAGCGUCGCCGUCACCGUCACCUCCACCAUCACCGUCGACACCCUGGCCGCCGCCACCGUGGCUCCCGACCCGACCGCGACCACCAACGGGACCAUCCCGGCUGUGGGGGCCGGCGCGGCGGCGACGGGUGCCCCGGGCGGCGACGGGUUCGACAGCGCUUCGCAGGGGACCAGCCCGACCGCGGCCGAUAGUGGACCCGGCAGCAGCAGCGGCGUGAAGGGGAACGGGACGACGGAAAGCGCGCACCCAGCUGCGCCGCCGCCGCCGCCGCCGGGGCUCGGCGCAGCGGCCAAGGCAUGGCAAGUCGAGCAACCGAGACCGAUGCGUGGAGCCCUGCGUGCCAUGAUCGGCGCCGGCGCGGCCGUGGCCGGGCUGGCCUUCCUGGGCCUCGCCCUGAUCCUCAUCCGGCGGCACCGCGCCAACAACAGCCGCUACAGCAGCACCCCGGCCGCCGCGGCGCUGGCGGGCCCGCCCUACGGCACCGGCAGCUCCACGGCCAAGAACGGCGGCAGCUGGAUGCUACCAGUACGGCUCCCGCCGCCGCCGCCGCUCCCUCCCCCUGUCCCGCCGCGACACCCAGCCAACACCCCGGGAGGUUUCCCGGCGUGGCUGACCGAGGCGGCCGCGAGCAGGUCCGCCAUCUCGCUCGGCGGGCUGGCCCGGCACGUCUCCAACGCCGGCGGCGGUCCGCGGCAGUCGUCGGCCGUCUACUCCGUUUCCGACUACGGCGAUGGUGUCGGCGGUGUCGGUGUCGGCGUCGGCCCAUACGACCCCGCCAUGGCGCCGCAGCCGCUGGCCGGGCCGCCGCUGGUGGACGUGGGGCCGAGGAGGUGGACGGUCGAGAUGGACUCGUCGGCCGAGUCGCUCGGCGCAGCCAGCUCCGAGCGCACCUUUGGCGCCGGCCCCGUAUACGACCCGGCCCGCUACAUGGAGGCGGCGGUUCCGGCGGCUGCGGCGGGGAGUGAGACGGGCUGCUCGCGGGAGCUGCGCGAGGCGCCGGGGCAGGCGAGGCCACUGCUUGGGUCGUAUGGGAGGUGAUUGAGUGGUGGGCGGGAUGGGCGGUAUAGGGAAAUUGAAACCUUGGCUCCAAAAGUUGGGGGUUGCUUUGUUUUUGCGAAGGGUUGUUGGUGCGCGUCUGUGCGAUAUCUUGCCGUUUGCACUUUCCUUGUACCUAUAGUCGGACUCUACUGGUUUUUUUAUCCGUAGCAAACCCCAAACAUCUAACUGAUACUAUAUGUAUCCCUAGAAUUGUCG